AGAAGGAAGGAAAGAAGAAAACCACGGAGGAGAGGAAAGAGAGGGGGAGAGAGAAAGAGAGAGUUGAAAAUGGUCUUGUUAUUUUAAAAGCUAUAAACAGACAUGCUCUGCAACUGCUGUGUUCUAGCCUCCUCUAUCCUUCUCUCUCUCUCUCUCUCUGAUCCUUUGGCUUCUUUUAUGCUUUGUUUUUUGGCGAUACCUGUAGCUAGCAGCUAGCUAGCCACUCCCUUGCUUGAUUUAAUCUUUUAAUGCUUUAUCAUUUUGCUAUAGCUACCUUUAGCGUGAUCUGUUAAAAGAUUACACAAGCCCAAAGAGAUAAAGAGGGAGAGGGAUGGAGAUUGGGCAAAAGGGUUUUUCAAGACUGGGUUUUGGUUUCUUUCUCUUCUUUUCUUGUAAAGAAUGAUUGGUUAUACAGGCUUCAACUGAAGUGAUAGCGAGCGUUUGGGAAACAAAAAGAUUUUUUCUUUUUGGAGCAAAGUACAAAACAAAAACAUUUAUCUCAUAUGUUUUGGGUGAUUAAUUUUUCAGCUUCUUGAUGAUGAAAGAUUGUCCACAAACGAAGGGAAGUUCUCUGGAGGGAUAAGUUUUCUUUGAAAGCUUCAAACUGAAUACAACCUCCCUUAUCUGAAUUCAAGAAGAGGCUCAGCAUAUAUUCAAAGCACAGAAGAGAAAAAUAGUUGGCAAGAAAUCUCAAUUCUCUCGGGCGUUAUUGGCAAGGUAAACCAAAAGAGAAAGAAAAGGAGAGAAACUUUCGUCUUUCGUGCAAAAUUAAUAUAAGAGAUUAACUUGCCGUCAAAACAAGAAAACAACUAUACAGCUCCAUCAAGAAUUAAAAUGCAAAGAAUCUAAUUCAUAAGCAACUUCGAGGCUUAUUAGAUUCUUUUGCAAUUCACAAGCAUACAACGGUUUUGGUUUUUUGCUAACGUGAAAAUGGCUACCAAUCAUUCUUUAGAAAUGCAAGAACCGAGCAUCGACACCGAUAAGCUCAGCUACGAAAUCUUCUCAAUUCUUGAAAGCAAGUUUCUGUUUGGUUACGACGAUCAGAAGCUUUGGAUCCCCAAGCAAAUCUCUCCGGCACCCACAGAGUCAAAACCUGAGUCUUUUAUAUCCCCACCAGUUGCCGAUGCCAACGGCGUUUCUGCAAUCAAGAACCAGCGUGGAAAAAUAUGCAUACUCUCCAUCGACGGCGGCGGCAUGAGAGGGAUUCUUUCUGGGAAAGCAUUGGCCUAUCUGGAGCACGCGCUCAAAACCAAAUCAGGCAAUCCUGACGCCAGAAUCGCUGAUUAUUUCGACGUCGCGGCCGGGACAGGAAUAGGCGGCAUCUUUACGGCCAUGCUUUUUGGCAGUAAAGAUCAUAACCGUCCGAUUAUGAAAGCAGAUGACACUUGGAGGUUUUUAGCUGAUCAUGGCAGGAAAAUUUACCGUUCUGGUAAUGGCAGUGGAGGAGGUGGUGGAAAUGGUCGUGGUAGCGGCGGAGGCGGCGGGGGUGUUCUAAAGCGGUUAUUUAAAGGCGGUUCCAGUACGACCGCCGCCACAUCCUGUCUAGAGAAAGCCAUGAAAGAAAUGUUUACGGAAAAAGGCCGAAGCUUAACUCUUAAAGAUACGUUAAAGCCGGUUCUAAUCCCAUGCUAUGAUCUUUCAAGCACGGCGCCGUUUCUGUUCUCAAGAGCCGAUGCAUUAGAAACCGAUAGUUUUGAUUUCAGGCUCUGGGAAGUCUGCCGGGCGACAUCAGCCGAACCGGUUUUAUUCGAGCCGAUUCAAAUGCUGUCCGUUGAUGGUCAGACCAAGUGUCUAGCGGUUGACGGCGGUUUGGCUAUGAGCAAUCCAGCAUCUGCAGCAAUUACGCACGUGCUGCAUAACAAGCAAGAGUUUCCGUUCGUGAGAGGAGUGGAAGAUUUAUUAGUACUAUCACUAGGUACUGGUCAGCUCCUUGAGGUUAGCUACGAUUAUGAGGAGGUUAAGAACUGGAGGGCCAAGCACUGGGCUCGACCCAUGUCUCGAAUUUCGGGCGAUGGUUCGGCCGAUUCAAUGGACCAAGCUAUAGCCAUGGCAUUUGGGCAGUGUAGGAGCAGUAACUACGUAAGAAUUCAGGCAAAUGGGUCCAGCUUAGGAAGGUGUGGACCCAAUGUGGACACAGACUCUGGUCCUAACAAUGUGAAGAUGUUGAUUGCCAUAGCAGAGGAAAUGUUGAAGCAGAAAAAUGUUGAAUCAGUUCUGUUUGGGGGUAAGAGGAUUGGAGAGCAAAGCAAUUUUGAGAAAUUGGAUUGGUUUGCUGGUGAACUUGUGCUUGAGCACCAAAGGAGGAGCUGCAGAAUUGCUCCCACUGUUGCUUUCAAGCAAGCUGCUUCUAAACCUACAUAGACUACUCUCAACUAUAUUUAGAACCAACCCAAACAAAAAGAAAAAGGGUAAGCCUUUUUCAUUACCUCUCCUUUCACUAAAUAUUUUAUAGAUAAUUAAAUCCAUUUAUACUCCUUGUCUAAAGAUAACAUCUUGGUGGAACCAUUAUGGAAAAUAAUCAUGUAGGAAAGCUUGAAACUAUAUGUAGAAAAGAACUAGUUUAUGUUCAACAUAAUAUAAUAGGAGCUAGAGACCCAAUUUGAUAAUUACUUGGAAUCUAAAUUUGCCUUUUCUUGGAAUGAAAUGUCUCUAUCCAUUGAUACCAACUGUGCCUAAACGAGAAUGAACACAUUUGGCUCAUGCAUUUUAUUUUUCUUUGAAUUUCCUCCAUAGAUAGCUUGUUGUAUAUUGCUCCUUCAUCAGAACUCCUAACUUACUUUUUCUUCUAGGUUCUUUUCUUAUUUAUAAAAUGUUGAAAUGUUGUUGUCUAAAGCAAAUGGACAUUAGGCCACGUAAACACAAGCAGGCAAUAGAAUUUGUCAUGUUGUUUGUCCUCGUGAGCUCAGCCUCGUGGGCCAAACUCUGUAACAACCGGUAGUUGUUGCUGUUGCUGUAGCUGUUCUUAUUUUUCUUGUUUUGCAUAAAAGUAUAGGAAAUGCAAGAACUAUAAACAGUUUAUGUGGGGAAGAUUGGCCCUGUUGUUGUCCUUCUACCGACACUGAUUCUUGCUAUAGAUGAGGGACAUCUUGGUCAUUUUAUGGAUCAAAACUUUGUUUUCUUUUGGCAUUUUGGUCAUUUAGAUAGAAGGGGGUGCCUCAAAGGCAUAUCUGUAGGACAUAAAAAGGUUCUUGUGACCUUUUUUGGUUUGACUGUUAGGCAAAGCUAAGUUCUUUUCCUCUCAAGGAGUCUCAUAUCCUAUAAACCAAAGACUAUCUCUUGCUUUUGUGGUCACAAAAUCACACUUAUUACACUUAACCCUUAGAUCAAGGGCAUUUAGGGCCUAUGGUCACAUCAAAUGUUAUCUUUCGUUUUCUUCAACUUAAAUGCUUGGCAGGGAGCCCUACCUUAGACCAAACAAUAAGAAGAAUCUAAUAUAAUUUGUCAAAAUUGUCUCUUAUUAAAAGUCCUCGUCUGGUGUCCUUAGAAUGAUUUAAUCGGAAAGGAAAAAUGCAAGUGCCCAAGCUAAAAGCGUCGCCCUUUAAAUUUUUACACAAAAGAGGAGGAAGCCAGGCCUGAAUUCAGGUCUUGGUGUCAAAUUGAAUAUGCACCGACCCUGGAGCAUUCCUCACCUAAACUCUUUUUUUUUUAAUUAAAAAAAGAGAUUGCUGGUGUAUUUGCUUGACUUGACUUGAUUUAAGUUAUUUUAGUACAAGUAGCUUGUGUCUGUCAAAUGUAUUGAGUAUGGUACUCUGUACUUUUUGAACAUUAUAAUCUUUGCGUAAAUUGGAGGAAAUUCUGCAGACAAUAAAUUCUAUUUGGUAUGAACAAAGCAACUUCCUAAUAAGGAUAGAGCUAUGUGCAAUUACCCUUAUGAGUGGUUGGGAUACCUAGUGCAUUAAAAAUUUAAAUUUUUGUUUGAUUGUAAUGUGCUCUAAUCAUGUUCUUCAUUUUUUAAUUUUUACUGAAAUUCUGUAUCUGAAUUCCAGGGAUAAAAUAUAUAUAAUAUUUAUAGAUAUAUUCAAGAGAGAAAAAGAAAGGAAGAAAAAAAAAUGGAAAGUAAUAUAGCAGCUUUUACUUUUGAAAGUGAAGAAUAGCCAGAGAAGAGGAGGAGAGGAGAAUUGAGUGAAAAGGACAAGCAGCACAUAAAGGGUAGAAGAGAUCUUAGUGGGAUAGUUUGCCUGCCAGAGGACAAGCACUGUGAUGACCACCCCCCACCUUUCUACAUUGGCAAGGAACCAAGAAAGACACAAAGAAAAUAGCAAGAUGAUGAGUUCUUAAGCUUUUGAAGGUCAAACCAAGUAUCAGGUGUGAAUCUUUUCAUGUCAAUUUAGAUUUUAGGGUGGGAAAGAAAACUCUGUUAUGUCCAUUAUAUCUCUCUUUCCCAUUUCAUUUCCUUCUGGAUUAUUGUUUUUCUUUUUCUUUGUUUGGUCUUUUUCAAACCUUUUCUCUCAAGGAAACUUGAGUUGGGGGGGGUGGGGUGGUGGGCUACUUUCUCAAGAAAACCCAGAUAAAUAGCCAAAGUACUUUGUCUGAACUUUGGUCUUUUGGAUUUUUUAAUUUAUUUUUCCCCCUUUUCUUCAAAUAUGGGUUGUAGUAGUGGUGGAGAAGAGAUUUGAGAGUGGCUAGUAUCUUUUCAAGCAAACCAACACAUCUCCUGUUAAUGGGAUAGAUCAUAAUAGAUGGAUGGCCAAAACCCUUGAUAACAGGAUUUGGGGGACCUCUAUUUGAAUGUCUUCUGAACAAAUGUGUUCAUGAUGUUAUUAAUGAUUGUUUGGAUCAAGGAAAUUUCACCCUUUUGUAUAUUUUCUUUUCUCAGUAGUAAAAGAAUGGUGAUGGAUGACUGGUUAUUUCCGUUUA
Molecule: messenger RNA, 4857 nt
Organism: Hevea brasiliensis (rubber tree)
Lineage: Eukaryota; Viridiplantae; Streptophyta; Magnoliopsida; Malpighiales; Euphorbiaceae
Product: patatin-like protein 6
Exons: 2
Coding region: 931-2361 (476 amino acids)
Biological process (GO): lipid metabolic process
Source: RefSeq, a predicted model, not a curated record